Mya arenaria is the source of this 2955-nucleotide messenger RNA. RefSeq lists its product as uncharacterized. Gene Ontology annotation, molecular function: chitin binding; carbohydrate binding. Bases 161 to 2152 code for a protein of 663 amino acids. Gene Ontology annotation, cellular component: extracellular region. The transcript is spliced from 12 exons. Lineage: Eukaryota; Metazoa; Mollusca; Bivalvia; Myida; Myidae. The record is from RefSeq and is a predicted model, not a curated record.
UUUAAUUUAAAUAAAUAGUUUGAUACUUUUAUAAAACUGCAAUUUGUUAAUUAUCAUUUAACUUUAACCCAACUGAUAUUUUUGUGACAUUUUUUUUUGUAUUGAAUUUAUAUUAUAUAUAAUAAAUCAUUAUUUUAUAAUAUUGUGUAUAAAAAUCACCAUGGACUAUUUACGUAUUUCUGCAAUAUUGUUUGCUAUGCCAUUACUCACGAGUGCAAUAUCCGAGGAGAUUUGUGAGCAGAAGGGGGAGAACAUCAGUUGCAAACAGUCCAAGGUACUCGACAUCCGGUCUGUCAUGUAUGGGCGGCUGCGGACCGGAAACUGCAAUCCCUACCUAGUACAGAACCUGCCGACCAAUUGUCGCUCCACCAACAUCUCGACACAGGCAGUGAUCGGGUUGUGUCAGUACCGCUCAUUCUGCUUCCUGGAGGCCGACAACACCAUCUUGGGAGAAGACCCAUGCCCAAGUACGCCAAAAUACCUCACGGUUGACUUCGACUGUGUCGAUCCCCCGACAACGAAGGGAAAGAACCCAACUACAACAACAACAACAUCAACAACUACUACAACUACAACUACCACCACGCCCAAACCGACGACAACACCUACAACGACGACGCGUCGAACGACGCCAACAACAACCAGCACCACAACCACGACGACUCGGCGUCCAACGACGACGCCGACGACAACGCCGACGACAACCAGCACCACAACCACGACGACUCGGCGUCCAACGACGACGCCGACGACAACGCCGACGACAACAGCAACAAGGCCGACAACUACCCAUACUCCUGUGGUGCCGUUUUCACCAUUCAAUGCUCCAAACGGAACGCAGACUUGCCACGAGUACCUUGUAAGCGGAACCGGAAACCACCGCGUGCCUGACGCGCACCUGACGGCGACGUCACAGUUUGGAGGGGGUACUCUUGACAACCAUGGCCCUACACAGGCGCGGCUGUUCACCAAGGCGGAACAUCUCAGUAACGGCACGUACAACCGGGGUGCCUGGUCCGCGGCCGUCAGCAAUCAACAACAAUAUAUACAGGUUCAGCUGAACGCCCCGAGUAUCGUGCGGGGCGUGGCCACCCAGGGCCGCAACGUCAACCCCCAGGACCUAUGCUGCUACCAAUACGUCAAGUCGUACAAACUAUCGUACAGCAUCGACUGCGUCAAUUUCCACACUGUCAAGGAUCAAAACGGGAGCGAUAAGAUAUUCACGGGCAACUCGGACCAGGACACGGUGUUCACAAAUAUGCUCGACUGUCCAAUCAUUGCGAGGUGCGUGCGCAUCAUCCCCAUGGACUGGAAGGACCAUGUGUCUCUAAGGUUCGACCUACUUGGCUGUCCCGCACUCACAGCCGACGUAGGCUCCUGUCCGAAGGGUUGGGUGCAGAGGCCCGGAAGUAACGACUGCUACCUGAUCACGGACGUCAAGGACAUGCGCACUCGAGACGACGCCAGCGCCGAGUGCCAGAAACAGCAGGGACAUCUCGUCAAGAUCGACUCUAUUGCGGAAAGGGACUGGUUGCGUCAAAAGAUGGACUUUCUCAGGCGUACACAGGGCCAGUUUCACUUCUGGAUAGGGCUGUCCAACCGGCCCCGUACCGACAACACGGGUUUCGCGUGGGAGGACCAGACACCGCUGGACACCAAUGUGCUACCUUGGAAACAAAACAUGCCUGACAACGGUGGAGGCGGCGAGCACUGCGGGGAACUGUGGUUGGGGGAGCUCAACGACAACAGCUGUGACCAGCACUACCCGUUCAUCUGUGAGGUCCCUAAAUACUGGACCCCGCCACGGAACGUCCCUAAACCAUAUGUGCAGGUACCGACGACCAUAACCACCACCAAAGGAACGACGACGACAACCACGGCCCCUCCAACAGUACGUCCAUACGUACGCCCGGGUCUUCCUGGAAGUCAAGUCAUCAACGGAAUCCUGUAUUCUUCCGGAUGUUUGGGCCAGGUAACAGACUGCUCCACACGGCCCCAGGGUGACUACCAGUCAUGUCAGGGCUGUCACUAUUACAUGACAUGCGCUCCUAGCGGGGUGUUUACUCGACCAUGCCCCGCUAUGCUCGUUUGGGAUGAUAACCUCAAAACCUGCGAGGGGAGAUCAUCGACGUGUGGUCCAGUGGCCGGUUAACAUCUUGUGGUCUAGAAAUACUUUGAGACGAAAAACAUGUGAAGUUUGUCACUGUCGAACAUAUUUAUAUACUCAAAUAGCCAUUGAUUAAUGUCAUAUUUCACUGUACAUGUAUAUCAAUUUCAGAAUAUUUUACAACAUACAUGUAUGUAUACGAAUAACAUAUAUAGCAUACAGUUUUAUGUCAUUUUCUGUUCAUUUGCCGAAAUAAACAGAUCAUGUUUGUGCACUGGAAUUUUAAAAUUGUCCUGCAUUGGCAAUACAUUGUACAAUUAAACGUGAAUUCUUAUAAUUACCAUGCGUGGUAUAGAAUUAUAGAUAUAGAACGCGGACGUUUAAAACUAUCAUGCAUGAUAUAGAAUUAAACAUGGACGCUGAAAUUUAUCAUGUAUUCACAAAAGAACUAAACGUGGACGCUUAAAAUGACCAUGCGUAGGCCGUAGAAUAUUAAAAAUUGUUGUCUGGUCUGGACCUUUCUUUAAACUAGCUAGCUGCCAUGGCGUGCUGCAAAUCACAUGUUUAACGGUUUGCCCUUUGUUGUAUGUCCGCAGUUUUUUUUAAAUUAUACCAAUUGUGUUUAGUUAUAAUUUAAAUUUUAAAAUCGCACAAACCUGUUUGUAUGCCUUCCGUGCAUCUAGGAUAUAUCUGCACGACUGCCAUAACCAUUUAUCAUGUAUUUAUUGCAAUGUGUCUCAUUUUAUGUAACAUGUGUAUUUUAUCAAUGGACGAUGAACACUUUGUUUUAUCAGUAACCUUUCAUGUUUCAUUAUUUAUAUCAUGCGAAAUAAAAACUAACAAACGUG